CCGGACGAAGCUUACGCGUGGAACGGAACAUUCGAAUUUCAAAACGCGACGCGAUUUUUAAAAACUGACAGUUCUAUUUUCUUCGUAUUUUAAUUUCUGCUAUAGCCAGCCAGAUGUUUUGAGAAUAUUUAAGUUUGGUUUUAAAUAGUUUGCAGUUUAAGUUCGGAAACUUUUUGUGGUGGACUUUUUAGAGCUGAGUUUAAGCUCAGUGUAAAAACUGUAAAAUUGCAUUUUUCUUGUAAGAAUCCUUUUGUGAUAUAAAACUGUUCUCAGAUUUAUAAUGAACUAAGUUGUUCCAGAAUUCAGUGCACCGGAACUAGAUUCUGUAUUGAAAUGCCGCAUACAGGGCAAGCCGGCGUCAACCAGCUAGGGGGGGUAUUCGUAAACGGCCGCCCUCUGCCCGAUGUCGUGCGCAAGAGAAUUGUCGAACUGGCCAUCAUGGGGGUCCGGCCGUGCGACAUAAGUCGACAGCUACUGGUGUCACAUGGCUGCGUGUCCAAGAUACUGACCAGGUUUUAUGAGACUGGGUCCAUUCGCCCGGGCUCUAUCGGAGGCAGCAAAACUAAGCAAGUGGCAACUCCAACAGUCGUGAAGAAGAUCCUGCGACUGAAACAAGAGAACCCGGGCAUGUUUGCGUGGGAGAUCAGGGAGCGACUGCUCAGCGCGAGGGUCUGUGAGCCGCACUCCAUCCCGUCUGUGUCGUCGGUCAACCGUAUUCUGAGGAACAGCGGCCUGGCGUGGAGCGAGGAUGAGGGACCAAGGAGUGCGCAUGAACCGUACCCCCCGCCUGAGCUGCCAACCAACGUCAUGGACUACAUGUCUCUAAAGUCCCCGAUGCCGCCGACGUUGCCACAGCAAAACAACCCUUACUUCGCACACUCAGGGGUCAGAGUCCCACCGCCGACCUCCUCCGACCCUCAACACCUCUACGACAGGCGCCUGGCCACCUCCUGGCUCUUAGCCAAUCAGGUGCAAGCUCAGGGUCUACUGAAGCCAUACCCCGUGUCUCCAUGGCAGAGAAUAAUGAUGCCCUACCACGACGCUAAAUUCUCCCCAUACGCUCUUACACUUCACAGUGACUUACUCAACAGAAUACAACCGGAAGACGUCAAAUCUGAACAUUCAGAACACAUUUCAGUUGAGGCCAGCGAUGACAGUACAGACAGACCGGAAACAGACGACACAGAACGCAAAACGCCGCUAGAAAAAGAAAAAAAGAAAAACCCAUACUCCAUAGAGGAGCUCCUGAAAAAACCGGACAAAAUCGUGCCAUCCAGUCCGGUUGCGUUCCAAAACUUCCUUCGGCAACCCAGCGGGUCUAUGGUCGAUUACCAGAGACAAGGUAAAGACAGCAAUAGAAGUUCACCAGCCAGUUACUGCUCGGGGCAAAGCGUCUCGAAUGAUGGGUUUGUAGAGUCAGCCACCUCGGAAAUCAAGGCUGGAAACUAGUCACACCUGAAAGAUAUGAAAAUUAACAUUUAUAGAUAUAAAAAGAGCAACUUAAACCUAAAAAGCCGUAUUUAAUUACCUAUUUAGAACGCCAUACAGGUAGUUAAGAAAAUCAGGGAUGAAUAAGUGUAUUUACUUACAUGUAUUUAGAAAGUAGUUAUUAACAUACGGUUUAAAUUCACACUAUAUCCAUAAGUAGGUAUUUAAUUGGCCACAGCCUUUAUCCAUAGGUAUUUCAUUGGCCACAGCUGCAUAUACCUUAACCCCUGAAAACGCCAGUCUAGUACUUUUGUAAUAAUAUGUAGGUACCUAUUAUGUAUGUACCUACCUAUUCAUUUUGAGUUUGAUAUCCAUUAUUGUUACUUUAUGUGUCGAAUAGUUAUUAGUAGAAGCGGACCUGUACAUUAUUUAAAUGUAAAUAAUCUAAAGUAGAUAUUAAAACAUUUGUAUAAAUAUUUUCUUAGUAAACAGCUUUUUAGGUAAGUAGAUGUAAUAAAAUGUGUAAUAUAUAACUCUGUGAUACCGUCAAAAUAUUCUCCUGAAAAUAUACGUUUCUUCAAUAAUGUUUCAUUAUCAUUAGUUAUUGAAUAGAUUAAGUGAAGCUUCAUUCUUUCAACUAAGAAAA
Plutella xylostella (diamondback moth) is the source of this 2074-nucleotide messenger RNA. It is a transcript of the gene Poxn, whose product is annotated as paired box pox-neuro. Gene Ontology annotation, molecular function: DNA-binding transcription factor activity, RNA polymerase II-specific; RNA polymerase II cis-regulatory region sequence-specific DNA binding. Lineage: Eukaryota; Metazoa; Arthropoda; Insecta; Lepidoptera; Plutellidae. The record is from RefSeq and is a predicted model, not a curated record. Gene Ontology annotation, biological process: regulation of transcription by RNA polymerase II; anatomical structure development.